Eremothecium gossypii ATCC 10895 is the source of this 3918-nucleotide messenger RNA. It is a transcript of the gene CFT1, whose product is annotated as cleavage/polyadenylation factor CFT1. The record is from RefSeq and is marked provisional. Gene Ontology annotation, molecular function: nucleic acid binding; protein binding. Gene Ontology annotation, cellular component: nucleus; mRNA cleavage and polyadenylation specificity factor complex. Bases 1 to 3918 code for a protein of 1305 amino acids. Lineage: Eukaryota; Fungi; Ascomycota; Saccharomycetes; Saccharomycetales; Saccharomycetaceae. The transcript has a single exon.
AUGAAUGUCUUCGAUGAAGUUAUCAAUGCGACAGUUGUCAAUAACAGCGUCACAGGGCACUUCACGACGACUUUGCGGGAAGAGCUAAUAAUUACUCGCACAAAUUUGCUCUCUGUCCUCCACAAGGACAACGAGGGCCGACUGGUGCUUGCGUAUGAGUGGAAGCUAAGUGGGCGAGUCCACGGGCUGUCGCUUGUUCCGCAUAAGAGCGGGUUGGGGCGGUUGGCGGUGCUGACCGGGCGCGGGCGGGUGUCGAUCGUGCGUUUCGACGCAGAAAACCAGACGCUGGAGACAGAGAGUCUGCACUACUACGAUGCCAAGUUCGAGGAGCUGAGCGCUCUGACAGUGGGGGCCGCGCCGCGGCUGGAGCAGGAGCCGGCGGCGCGAUGCCUGUUGGUACACAACGGAGACUGCUUGGCCGUUCUGCCGCUGCGGGGCCACGAGGAGGAGGGAGAGGAGGCCGAAGAGGAAGAGGAGCAUCCUGCGAAGCGCGCGCGGACGGACGCGGAUGGGCGGCUAGUCGGAGCGAGCACGGUGAUGCCUGCGUCGCACCUGCAUUCGGACAUCAAGAACGUGAAGGACAUGCGCUUUCUGCGCGGGCUCAAUAAGUCCGCGGUCGGCGUUCUGUAUCAGCCCCAGUUGUCGUGGUGUGGCAACGAGAAGCUCACGCGGCAGACUAUGAAGUUUAUCAUUCUGUCGCUCGACCUGGACGACGAGAAGUCCACAGUGAUCAAUAUGCUUCAAGGCCUCCCCAACACGUUACACACGAUCAUCCCGCUUUCAAAUGGGUGUGUGCUGGCGGGUGUGAACGAGCUGCUGUAUGUCGACAAUACCGGUGCGCUGCAGGGUGCAAUCUCGUUGAACGCAUUCAGCAAUAGCGGACUCAAUACCAGAAUCCAGGAUAACUCGAAGCUCCAAGCAUUCUUUGAGCAGCCUUUAUGCUACUUUGCCACGCAGUCAAAUGGGCGCGAUAUUUUGCUGCUGAUGGAUGAGAAGGCCCGCAUGUACAAUGUAAUAAUAGAAGCGGAGGGUCGGCUGCUGACCACAUUCAACUGCGUGCAACUUCCUAUCGUGAAUGAGAUAUUUAAACGCAAUAUGAUGCCGACAUCUAUAUGUGGUAAUAUGAAUCUGGAGACCGGGUCGCUAUUUAUUGGUUUUCAGUCGGGAGAUGCGAUGCAUGUGCGUUUGAACAACUUGAAAUCGUCUCUCGAACACAAGGGCACCGUCUCUGAGACCUUGGAAACCGAUGAAGACUAUAUGGAGCUUUAUGGGAACAACGCUGAGAAAGAAAAGAAGAACCUAGAGACUGAAUCCCCGUUUGAUAUCGAGUGUCUUGAUAGAUUACUCAAUAUAGGGCCUGUAACCUCCUUGGCAGUGGGUAAAGCCUCCUCGAUUGAGCAUACAGUAGCCAAACUGGCUAAUCCAAAUAAGGAUGAACUUUCUAUAGUGGCGACAUCAGGUAACGGGACUGGGUCUCACCUGACUAUUUUAGAGAACACCAUUGUCCCGACAGUGCAACAAGCCCUGAAAUUCAUCUCUGUAACGCAAAUCUGGAAUCUCAAGAUAAAGGGAAAGGACAAGUACUUGGUCACGACGGACUCCUCGCAAACAAGGAGUGACAUUUAUUCUAUUGAUAGAGACUUUAAACCAUUUAAGGCGGCUGAUUUCCGGAAAAAUGACACCACUGUGAGCACCGCUGUCACUGGUGGAGGGAAGAGGAUUGUACAGGUAACUUCCAAAGGUGUGCAUCUUUUUGACAUUAAUUUUAAACGUAUGAUGACUAUGAACUUUGACUUUGAAGUUGUGCAUGUCUGUAUUAAAGACCCCUUCCUGUUGUUAACUAACUCCAAGGGUGACAUCAAGAUUUAUGAGCUCGAACCCAAGCAUAAGAAGAAGUUUGUUAAGACAGUUCUACCUGAUGCUUUAAAGGAGAUUAUUAUUACAUUUGGGGUAAUCUUGGAAAGUAAUAUGUGCAACAAAUAUAUUAAUGGUCUGGAAAAGUCCGAGGAACCCCAGCUAUUAUUCACUUUUGUUACAGCAGACAAUCAAAUUGUUUUCUUUACAAAAGAUCACAACGACCGUAUAUUCCAACUGAAUGGCAUUGAUGAUUUCCGACAGAAGCUUUUCAUUAGCACGUACCAACUGCCUGAGGAUAUUAACCCUGACCCCUCUAUUAAACAGGUGAUCAUCAGUAGAUUGGGACAUAAGCAUAAGCAGGAAUACUUGACUAUCCUAACAUUUGGAGGCGAGGUUUAUCUCUAUAGAAAAUGCAUUGAUAAUCCGGAUAGAUUUAUUAAGUGUGAUCAUGAACUAUUGAUAACUGGUGCACCAGAGAAUGCAUAUCCAAAGGGAGUUCAGGGAGUAGAGCGAGUCGCGCAUUACAUUGAAGAUUAUAACGGUUAUUCUGUUAUAUUCAUAACAGGAACUGUGCCUUACAUUAUAAUUAAAGAAGACAAUUCCGUUCCUCGCAUCUUCCCAUUCGCCAAUAUCACACUCGUGUCUAUGACCCGUUGGGGGGAGAACAGCGUAAUGUGCGUUGAUGAUGUUAAGAAUGCACGUAUUAUGACCCUUAAUCUUGAUCGGGACAGAUAUUAUGGUAAUAAAAUGUCAUUGGCAAAGAUAUAUCUAGAAGAUCCACUUGAAGACUUUCAAACACUUAAUAACAUAACUUACCAUGAACGCACACAAACAUUUAUCGUCUCAUAUGCCAAAUCUAUUGAUUAUGUUGCCUUAAGUGAAGAAGACGAGCCCUUGGUUGGUUACAAUCCAGAUAAGAUCCAUGCUAUGGGUUUCCAAUCAGGUAUCAUCCUCUUAUCCCCCAAAUCAUGGGAGAUAAUUGACAAAAUAGAAUAUGGCAAGAAUUCUCUAAUAAAUGAUAUGCGUACCAUGAUGAUUCAGCUAAACUCUAACACUAAGCGCAGACGUGAGUACCUCGUCGUGGGUAAUACAUAUGUCCGAGACGAGGAUAUUGGCGGUACGGGGUCUUUCUACCUGUAUGAUAUUACCGAGGUAGUUCCGGAACCCGGGAAGCCGGAUACCAAUUACAAAUUCAAAGAUAUUUUCCAAGAGGAUAUUAGAGGCACCGUCUCCACGGUCUGUGAGAUUAGUGGCAGAUUCAUGAUCAGCCAAAGCUCCAAGGCAAUGGUUAGAGAUAUCCAAGAAGAUAACUCGGUAGUACCAGUCGCGUUUUUGGAUAUGCCUGUCUUUAUUACCGAUGCUAAGAGUUUCGGUAAUUUAAUGAUUAUUGGUGAUUCCAUGCAGGGGUUUAGCUUCCUUGGGUUUGACGCAGAACCCUACAGGAUGCUAACCCUUGGCAAAAGUGUCUCCAAACUGGAAACUAUGUGUGUGGAGUUUCUCGUCAAUAAUGGAGACGUAUACUUUCUCGUUACAGACCGCAACAAUCUUAUGCACGUCCUCAAGUAUGCACCCGAUGAGCCCAAUUCCCUCUCCGGGCAGCGAUUGGUACACUGUACUAGUUUUAAUUUGCAUUCCACCAACACAUGCAUGCGGUUAAUCAAGAAAAAUGACGAAUUCGGGAAGGUUAGUCGUGGGUUUGGUAUUUACAUGCCGUCUUUCCAGUGCAUUGGAUCGCAGGCUGAUGGCACGAUCUUCAAAGUCGUCCCACUUAGCGAAGCCUCAUACAGAAGUCUUUACCUCAUUCAGCAGCAGCUCAUUGAUAAAGAGGUCCAACUUUGCGGCCUGAAUCCCCGCAUGGAGCGCCUAGAAAACCCAUUUUAUCAAAUGGGCCACAUUCUCAGGCCCAUGCUUGAUUUUACUGUUCUGAAGCGCUUUGCGACGCUGUCAAUUCCCACCCGUAUGACCAUGGCAAGUAAAGCAGGCCGGCAAGCUCAUGCUGAAAUCUGGCGUGAUCUAAUUGAUAUUGAAUAUUCUUUAACAUCUCUAAAUAAGAUCACCUAG